AUGGGUCAUAUCGCCCGUAAUUACCCAGAGGCUGUGACUGAUGGGAGAUCUGUUAUUCCUGCUCGUGUUUUUGUGAUGUCUAAAGAGGAAGCAAAAGCUUCUCUAAAAUUGAUCAAAGGUAUGAUUAUCCUUAAUGACAAACAAGUAGAAGCAUUAUUUGAUUCAGGUGCUACGCAUUCUUUUAUUGUACUAAAUUAUAUGACUAGACUUAAAAUGUUUGUGUGUGAAAUGGAUGUUGUUUUGAAUGUUUCUACACCGACUGGGGCCUCUGCUAAGACCAGUCAUGUGUGCUCUAAUGUCAACUUGAAGUUUGGUGAUAGGGUUACAAUUAUUGACUUAAUUUGUUUGCCUUUGUUGGGCAUUGAUGUGAUUGUGGGAAUGGACUGGCUGUCGGCUAAUGGAGCGACUUUAGACUGUAACAAGAAGACAGUCCUAUUGCCAGUAGAUACUACCAUUUCUACAAUCCCUAAAAUAACUGUGCGUACCAUUAUGGUAGACAUAGAAAUGCCUAAGUUCUUGUCUGCUAUGGAAGUCAAGAAGUCAAAUCAAGAAGGAUGCCAAAUGUUCAUGGUGUUCUGUUCAGUGCAAGGAGACAAAGAACAAAAGAUUAAUCAGAUAAAAGUAGUAAAAGAAUUUCCUGUGGUUUUUGCAGAAGAUGUGAAUGGUUUGCCACCAGAGAGAAGUUAA
This is a messenger RNA of Prosopis cineraria, 687 nucleotides long. RefSeq lists its product as uncharacterized. Bases 1 to 687 code for a protein of 228 amino acids. Lineage: Eukaryota; Viridiplantae; Streptophyta; Magnoliopsida; Fabales; Fabaceae. The transcript has a single exon. Gene Ontology annotation, biological process: proteolysis. Gene Ontology annotation, molecular function: aspartic-type endopeptidase activity. The record is from RefSeq and is a predicted model, not a curated record.